This is a messenger RNA of Octopus sinensis (East Asian common octopus), 6028 nucleotides long. RefSeq lists its product as uncharacterized. The transcript is spliced from 9 exons. Bases 1239 to 5261 code for a protein of 1340 amino acids. Lineage: Eukaryota; Metazoa; Mollusca; Cephalopoda; Octopoda; Octopodidae. Gene Ontology annotation, biological process: signal transduction. The record is from RefSeq and is a predicted model, not a curated record.
GCCUCAAAUUUAAUAUCUUAUUUCACACAUGACUUAGUUCCUACAUUGAAAUAUCUGUUCACUUUGCGAACUAAACCAGAUUGUUUAGCCCUAGGUAAACAAUUUGAGCAGAAUUAGCAGACCUGUGGCUAAAGGUAUUUCCAGCUUUGACCACACGGUUUUUGUUCUUCUCAUACAGGAACCAUAUUAUCUACACUUUUAAAGACAAGUAGAGUGUGUUAUGAGGAUAUGGUUUCACUGCUAUUUCUAGCAGGACUAGCGACUACUUUGAAGCACCCUGGUUACCAGAGCCAAGUAUGUAAAUGAAAUAGUAUACGACACAACAAUGCUGAAAGUUGGCCGAGCAUGCCGCCCAUUGGUAGAUGUUACACUUAAAACUAUUUAUUGACUUACUUGACCUCGACCAACAAUACUGCCUCAAGCAGGUUUAUUAUUAUUAUUUUUUUUAUCAAUUCAUGUAGUUUUAAGUCCCCGUUUUUGCUCUUUUUUCCUCCUAUUCGUCUUCACUUAACAUUUACUAUUUCGUCAUUCAGACGUGUGUACCUCAUUAGUAGUUGUACCAUUUCCGCUUUCUUCCUCGUGUCAUAAUCUCUCGCACUCACACAGGUACACACACCAUAUGGAGAUAUUUAAAAAGAAUCUUACUUAGCAAGGCUUCGUAACAAUAUUACACCUACUGCUUUGCUCUCGGAAAAUGCGUCAAGACACGCACCUCGUCUCUAAUGAGAGAUCUCUCGACAUUUGAUUGUCUAAUACAUAAGGAAUCACCAACAUCUUUUGUAUGAACAUAGCCAUCGCUUAUUUGUCAGCAUGAAGAACUUUAAUGGGUAACACGUUUUACCUAUAUGGGUGACCUCAUCAGGAGCUGCUGCUGACUAUCAACUGAGAUAAAAGCGAAGGAGUGUAACAAGAAAACGAAGGCCUGUCGCCGACCAACUCCUACCCCAGGCUCCUCAUCCAAUUAUCAGCAGCUCCAACGAAAAGCAGCAGCAUGCCAAACUAUCGUUUUUCUCAUCCUUAUCACACUUACUGCUGUUAUUUACCAACUUCUCUAGUUUAUGGCUUUCUACACGGUCGGUAUUUGGUACCGUUGCCAACAUCGUAUCACGAUUGCUUAUUUCUUUUACACCGGGACAACAUACCAGCAGCAACAUAAUCCUCAUCUCACUGCUACACAAAGCUAAGUUGGAGGUUGAGCGGUGUCUCCCCUCCACCUCGCUCGAAAACACCCGAUCGGUAUGGGUGAAGAUAGUGGAUACUUUAGCCGCCGCUCCUGCCAGUUUCGACUUCCUACACGAAAGCAACACCAACAACAAACAGAUACGGGUAACUGCAAGAAAAAAAGUUCUAAUGGAUACGACUGUAAUGCUACGACUACUACUACUAGUUCGGUUGCCAACUGCAUAAAUAAAAGCGAAGCUAUAACAACCAGUGGCUGUUGUGAUGCUGUUACUGCUGCUAACAAUUAUAACAAUACUUCUAUUACUGUUGCUAAUUGUACCAAUAACAACUGUCGUGCCGAUCUUAAUAGCAACAAUUCCGGAGAUCACUGCUACUCUUGUGAUCGCCUACAAUUUGAUCUGCGAUGCAGACCAGUGGAACAAAAUGAAGUUUCCCCUCUCUCCCCAGGACAGGUGCUUGAUGAAGGAACUGAAGACAGGACAAAUUGUAACCCUUCAAAUAGUUUAAACAGUUCAAUUAAUAGCUGUUCACAAUUAGUUGAUGGCGUGAGAGAUGCUAACAACGACACUACGUGUACAUCCAAUUUACCGAGUAGCUUCUACAGUCGACCGGUACAUCAAGUUGGUAGUUCUGCUAUCGACACAGAUACUACUUAUAAUACUGGAAGUAGUAGUUCUAGUGGUGGUUAUUACGCUCAGACGAACAACAGUUGUGGCCGAACGACGUUUUCUCCAAACAGUAUACUCCAUUUGAAAUACACGGAUCUCAAGGAUUUGAACUCUUAUAGAAAUUUAUGUAACGUGUUUACGGACGAACAGGAUUUUGAAGAAUUUAAACAAGAAUUACAAGACUUCCAGUGUCUGAAAGAAAGUCUUCAGAAAAGUGGAUGUAAUCACGACUACCAAGCAUCUCCACUGCGCGAAACACCAGAAAAUAUUGAAGAACAAUUGGUCCAAAAUAACAGAAUCGGAAUCAGCCCGAGUAAUAGCCCAAUUUUAACCAGUAUUAACCAGCAGGAUCAACAAAGCAAUAAACUUAACAAUAAUAGUAUCUGUGAUGAUCAAAAUGCGAAUUGUUUAACAUUGCAACAGGAAAGUUUCUCUACACGUAACUCUGGAGGAAUUCUUGGUUCUGAUAUUUUACCUGUUCCUCUUGCUACUGCACCAGCAGCUUCUCUUUCGAGUUUACAUCCUUCUUCAGAAACUUCGUCAUCAUGCCAACCUCGUUUUGUUAACACCUGUAUUUCUUCCUCACCGACGCCAAGCAGUUGUAAUAAAGCCAGAAUCGCAAGUUCCAUAAGCAGACGAAGUUCUUCAAACUCCUCGCCCCCUCUGAAGUAUUUAUCGUCGUCUUUCAGAAACGCAUUAGCCCCACAUGACAUGUUAAUGGACUUUUUCAAAAGUGAUGAGAAUUUCCAGGAGUUCGAACGGGAGUUUGCUAACCUGGAUAAUGAUUUCAAUGUGUUCGGUCAACUUGGUCGAAUAGAGGACAGUGAAGAUGGAGACGAAGUAUUUGCAACUAGAGAUAGAAAACGUGAUGUCGAGAGUGAAGGGCGAAGUUCGAUUCCUAUGGAAAUUAAUGUUCAACAGGAUAGUAAUGCUUGUAGUUCGAAUGGACACAAACCACUGACUGAACUAAGGGUUAGACACAGUCCAGCUGGGGCUAAACAAGAUGUUGCAGUAGCGAAAGGUACUGGGAAAAAUGAUUCUUUUUCAGAUUUCUUUGACAAUGACGAAGAUUUCAAGGAAUUUGAGAAAGAAUUUGCUAACUUCAAACUGCGGAGAAGAUCACGAGCUUUUGCCGAUGAUUUUAACAGACGUUCAAAUUGCGACCUGUUUGCUGAUUUUUUCCCCAAGUUUGAAAAUCAGGAAAAAAUCGAACGGCGAAAUCGUGGAUCUGCAAAUGAUUGGGAUUAUUUAUUUAACAAAAUCAAAAGAAACAGUGGAUUUUUGACGGAUGUUAAUGAACUGCAAGGUACACCUUGUGAAAUAUCUCAGAACCCCACGUUUUUGGCCAUACAACCUCCCAAAAGAACUACUGAAGAUAUUUCAACACCACUUUGCAGAACAAACGAAAAUCCAGCGAGAAAACCCAUCGAAAUCGCCGUCCAACGACGACCUCCUCUCCCACCUCUCGUAACAAAACAUCCACACUUUCCAUGUGGGCGACACAACAGCCCAAGUUCACAGAAAAAGCCUUUGGAAUUAAAGAUUGAACAUGUAUCCUCUCCAGUAUCGCUUAAUUUCCGAAAUGACAGCCCCGUUCCGAUGCGAAAACCCACAUUAAUAGAUGAGGCAGAUAGGGAAGAGUCCCAUGUAGGUGCAUCUCCGACAGUAUUACAUAUCGAUGAAACUCCCGUAUCUAAUAACCCAGACUCCACUACUGGUACAACUGAUGCUUCUAAUAGUGCAGAAGAACUUUCUCACAUUAUUAUUGAACAUCAUUUCACUGGUGGUGUUUCCAAACCAACUCUUACCAUUACUAGGAGGACGAAUAAAUCGCUGGAUGAAGACAGCGAAAGCCAACCUCCCGUUUCUAAGCACUCACAGCAAUUGCCCGAGCUGAGGGAUAGACGUUGCCACACGGACCCCACUAGGAUUAUUAUAGAGCACAGGUUUUCUCCCCGUGAGCUUGAACCCGGUUCUAGUAAACAGAAUAGGUUUUCUACUGCAUUGGAAUUUUUACAAGAUGUGGAUUCUGACAAAGUUAAGGAUAAGGAGAAACCACACAAAGAUUGCCAAUACACAUGUCAUAAAACUUGUCGACAGCUAGUGACAUUAGACUGCGCUAAUAACUUACCUAAUUCCAUGUCAGAUGGUUCCAUAGAAACCUCUUUAUCAGAACCAGCUUCUACACCUGGUAGCAACAGUACAGUUUCUGAUACAUUAUCCAAUAGUUGUACCAGGGAGCUCUCUCAAGUUUACAGAGAAGAUAGUCCUCUGAGAAUUGAUAUUCAUGAACCCGUUUUAUCACCAUUCCUGUGGGUCACCAAAUCUUUGAGGGAUCAAGAACAACUGCCUCAUAAAGUAAAAGACAUGGUGGCCUGUUGGGAUUGGGAAAAGUUACAGUUGUUGUUUAGAGAUAUACAUUCCAAAAUUCCUCCAAUAAGAUUUCAGGAUGAAACCGAUUCUGGUUACAGAUCAGGUCCAAUUCCGGAUGAGAUUUUACCAAAGAAAGAACCAAGUGAAGCAACACUCAACCGGGAGGAGCUUCAAAGUAAAUUACAAGAAUACAAUAACAACGUUCCCAAUGCGAAUCUCGCUCUAGACUCAAACACUAAAUGCUCAAAGAAACCAAGUGAUAUGGAUUCUGGCUGUUCUUUGGAAUCCAAUGAUUUUGGUUUGGAGCAUUCUAGUGAGUCUACCGAGUCACAACCAACAACACACAUAGCCUCCAGUGAAGAGAAUUCUUGUCCUGACGUGGCACUCGUUGAGUCUGACUCAGACUUUUAUGAGGACGAGUCAAUCAACUUAGCUUCUAAUGAGUCAGAUGGAGAAACAUUCCAGGGUUUCAUCAAAGUAACUUUGAAUUUGAUUCGACCAAUCACAAUGUCUCUUGGUGCACGACCACCUUCCAUUUACGAAGUACUCACUCGAGAGCACAUUGUGGAGCAAAAUACCCAAUCUAUUUCAUUCUACAUGCCUCGAGAUACUGUUAAAUCUAUCCAUGUAGACAGUGAGACAACAACCAAAGAAGUGAUUGCAGCUUUGUUGAAGAAAUUCAAGAUUCUUGAUAAUCCGCGGAAGUUUGCUAUGUAUGAACAGGAAUUCAAAAACAAAAAACUUGUAAAACUGCGGCGAGUUAUGCCAGAAGAAUUUCCUCUUCAGGUUUGUCUAGGCUGGGAAACAAAUAAACUGGAAUGUUAUCGCUUAGUUCUUCAAGAGAAUGAAGCUUCAGGGGAUAUUGAAUGGUCAAAUUUCAGUCAUCCAGAACUAAAUAAUUUUGUGAAAGUAUUGGACCGGGAAGAAUCUGAACAUAUUCAGCAACUCCAGUAUAAAUAUCAUAUGAUGAAGAAAGCAGUCGAGCGACGAAUGAAAGAGCUUCGUGCUGCUGAACAAGAAGCCAAACGCAGUAAAUAGGUCCACACCUGCGUAUAAGACUUAAAAGUAGUUAAUAAGUUUCACUAUUAUCCAUAAGAUGGUUUGUACAGCAUCCUAGCGUUGCUGUUUUCUCAUUGGUUGUGUGUGCUUUGGGCCUAACUACAGGCCAUACAGACAUUUUAGUCAUGGUGUCUUAUCUCAAUCAGUGAGAGAUUCUGCAGCUGCAGAAAAAAAAUUGUGGCAUGAUGAUGACGAAAAUGAUAAAAGAAAUUUUUUUUUUUUUUUAUCAACUUAUACAUUUACAAAUGAUAAUUUUGAUUUAUUUUUAAUACACCUAACUUAAAGAUAACAUUUGAAUGUAAUGUAUAAGUGGUGCUUCAUUUUAUUACUUAAUUGAAAUAUAAAUUUUGUUCUAUUUAUUUAUUCAUUUUUAUUAAUUUAUUUUUGUUUAGUGUUAAGAAAUAGCUGAAAAAUACAUUUUGUCUUAAAUGGGAAGAAAAGUUACAUAGCAUCUAAAAGAAUAUUAUCAUGUUGUCAUGUAAGUGGGGAAAAUAUUUGUGCUACAUAAAAUAUGCUGAUCUGAAAAUUACAAAUUUUUAAAAAAAUCUCUUUAAAAUAGAAAGGACAAUAGAAGUUAGUUUAAUUGAGAGGCCUCAAUUUCUAUUCCUUCUAUAGAAUAAUUUUUUUGUUAAAUAUUUGUUCUUAUUUCUGUCUAUUUAUUGAUCUACCUGAACUAUUUAAAUAUUUAUGCCCCAUAUGUUUUUACUAGCAUGAAAAAGUGAGCAUUAAAUAAUUACGAUGAUGAA